Daucus carota subsp. sativus is the source of this 992-nucleotide messenger RNA. RefSeq lists its product as uncharacterized. NCBI's taxonomy places the organism in Eukaryota, Viridiplantae, Streptophyta, Magnoliopsida, Apiales, Apiaceae. The coding region runs from base 102 to 725 and encodes 207 amino acids. The transcript is spliced from 2 exons. The record is from RefSeq and is a predicted model, not a curated record.
CCAUUCUCCUCAUAAAUUCAAAUUUAGACAGCAGUCACAAUAAGAACCCUUAAAACAAAGCAGACAGACAAAGAUUUUCUCUCUUUCAAACAAACAAAAUCAUGUCGAGAAUGAUGCGAUCUGAUCGGAAGCCGCCACUAGCACGAUCUCCGAUACGCCUUCGCUCUCGUCGCAAUCUCCAAUCCGCUACAAACAUCCCCAUGCCACCGGUAGCCCAAACUCCCAUUGCGAAACCCCAGAUCCCGAAACGGACUUGGGAUGCGGAAGAGCUGGAAGUUCGACCCGAGUACAACACGAUUUCUUGUGAAUUGAGGGCUUUAGCCAAGAUGGUUCAAGGCGGACACAAAGAUGCUGAAAUGGAGGAUUCUGUGAAUGUUAAGAGGAGCCCACUUUUCGAAAGAGGGAGGUUUUAUGAGGAGUAUUCUGCGAGGAGGAACGAGAGGCUGAGGCGAAAGAAAGGGGGUUUUGAAGAAAAGAAGGCGCCAUCCUAUGAUCUUGGUGUGAGGGUUAGCUCUGCCAAGAAGACUGAUGCUAAGAAACAGGGAAGUGUCAGGAAAUCGGUGCCUGCUACCCCGGUGACAGAGCGGGGCCAGAUGUCGAGGUAUUCGCUGAGAAGCAGUAGCUGUAAGGAGAACAAUAAGCCUCCUGUGGUGCCUGUGACUUACAAUAAGUCUGUGGGCAUGAGUGAGAAGAAAGUUACAGUGAGAAAGACUAGGAAACUAUAAGAGGUUUGGUUUAAUUUUUUGGGGGUAAAUUGAAGUUUAUUUUCCCAGGGUGAUGUAAUUUGAUAGUGGUUUGUUUGGUGGUAUUGAUUUGUGGGAUAUGAAUGUUGGUAGAGAAGUUCAUUAGAUAUUGUGUUUCUUGAACACUAAUUAGGUCUUUUUUUAAUUAUGGGUGAUUGACAAUUUCUUCUUGAUAUUGUUUCUUCUUUGUGAAUCAUUUCUUUUAUGUUCAUGGUGAAAUGACAAAUACUAUGAUUGUUGGAGGAUGAA